Molecule: messenger RNA, 339 nt
Organism: Aplysia californica (California sea hare)
Lineage: Eukaryota; Metazoa; Mollusca; Gastropoda; Aplysiida; Aplysiidae
Exons: 3
Coding region: 1-339 (112 amino acids)
Source: RefSeq, a predicted model, not a curated record
AUGAUCUUUCUCUCUCACAGACAUAGACGCAUCAGCAAGCCAGCCAAGUUUGACAAGAAGUACAUGGUGUUUGGAGAGAAGCCUGAGGAGGGAGAGACAGAGGCGGAGGAGAAACAUUUCCUGGCCAUGAUCACACGGACACUCAGGGACGCUCUAGAUGGUCUGCUGACUACUGCCGAGGUGUUUUACCGGCAAAAAGGCGCCCAUGCCGUGACUCGACCCCAGGCCCUUCAGGAGACGUUUGAGCAGUUCGCGGACAUCAUCACUCACAAGAUGCAGUCUUACUAUCAGCAGGCAGACCAGUAUCACAACCAGUGUUUGCAGGCUGUAACAACAUAG